Bactrocera latifrons is the source of this 2891-nucleotide messenger RNA. RefSeq names its product elongation factor 1-alpha 2 (gene eEF1alpha2). Gene Ontology annotation, biological process: translational elongation; translation. Bases 281 to 1669 code for a protein of 462 amino acids. The transcript has 5 exons. Lineage: Eukaryota; Metazoa; Arthropoda; Insecta; Diptera; Tephritidae. The record is from RefSeq and is a predicted model, not a curated record. Gene Ontology annotation, molecular function: GTP binding; translation elongation factor activity; GTPase activity.
AUGCAGAAAUUUCUUUAAAAUCAAGUGUGUAUUUAUUAAUGUUUGUUGAAGGAGUUUUUCAUUUGGAAAUUGUGUGGUAUAUGCAGUGGUUGGUGAGAGUUUUCUUUAAUCUUUGACUUUCGACUUUUGUACGGACAAAGUAAAUUCGUUUUGCUUCCUUAAAAGCCGGCAUCAAACAACGUAGUAGCGUUCACAGUGUAAUCGUUCAAAUCGCAGCUAAACAGCCCGAAAUCUCGCCGGCAUUUAGAGUAUCAGCGUGUUUGUAGCCUAAAGUUGCAAGAUGGGUAAGGAGAAGACUCAUAUUAAUAUUGUCGUGAUUGGUCACGUCGACUCGGGUAAGUCCACCACCACCGGUCAUUUGAUUUACAAGUGUGGCGGCAUUGAUAAGCGUACGAUUGAGAAAUUCGAGAAGGAAGCUCAGGAAAUGGGUAAGGGCUCAUUUAAGUAUGCCUGGGUUUUAGAUAAACUGAAAGCCGAGCGUGAGCGUGGCAUAACCAUUGAUAUCGCUUUGUGGAAAUUUGAGACGCAAAAAUACUAUGUGACCAUCAUUGAUGCGCCUGGACAUCGUGAUUUCAUUAAGAACAUGAUUACCGGCACUUCGCAAGCCGAUUGUGCGGUAUUGAUUGUGGCGGCCGGUACCGGCGAAUUCGAAGCCGGCAUCUCCAAGAAUGGUCAGACGCGUGAACAUGCACUACUGGCAUUCACUUUGGGUGUUAAGCAAUUGAUUGUUGGUGUGAAUAAGAUGGAUUCCACCGAGCCGCCGUACAGCGAGGCACGCUAUGAGGAAAUCAAGAAAGAGGUUUCAUCGUACAUCAAGAAGAUUGGCUAUAACCCAGCAUCGGUGGCUUUCGUACCGAUUUCCGGUUGGCAUGGCGACAAUAUGCUUGAACCAUCUGAGAAGAUGCCUUGGUUCAAGGGUUGGACUGUGGAACGCAAAGAGGGUAAAGUGGAGGGCAAGUGCUUGAUUGAUGCGCUGGACGCAAUAAUGCCACCGCAGCGGCCCACCGACAAGCCAUUGCGUUUGCCAUUGCAAGACGUCUACAAGAUUGGCGGUAUCGGCACGGUACCAGUGGGACGUGUGGAAACCGGUAUACUGAAACCAGGUAUGGUGGUGAACUUCGCACCGGUUAAUUUGGUAACUGAAGUAAAGUCUGUUGAGAUGCAUCACGAGGCACUCUCCGAAGCUUUGCCCGGUGACAAUGUGGGCUUCAAUGUGAAGAACGUUUCCGUUAAGGAGUUGCGUCGUGGCUACGUAGCUGGUGAUUCUAAAAAUUGCCCCCCGAAGGGCGCCGCUGACUUUACAGCUCAGGUGAUUGUGCUUAAUCAUCCUGGCCAAAUUGCCAAUGGUUACACUCCGGUUUUGGAUUGUCACACCGCUCAUAUUGCUUGCAAAUUCGCUGAAAUCAAAGAGAAAUGCGAUCGUCGUACCGGCAAGACCACCGAAACUGAUCCGAAAGCUAUCAAAUCCGGGGAUGCGGCUAUUAUUAUGCUUGUGCCAACCAAGCCGUUGUGUGUUGAAAGUUUCCAAGAGUUUCCGCCGCUCGGGCGGUUCGCUGUACGCGACAUGAGACAAACGGUCGCAGUGGGGGUCAUUAAGUCAGUCACCUUUAAAGAGACAACCUCGGGUAAAGUCACAAAAGCCGCCGAGAAGGCACAGAAGAAGAAAUAACUAGAGUGCCAGCAGAACGUUAAAUCACAACAACUAAUAAUUAUGCAGCAAUUAAAGCAAAUACAAAUACAAUUUGUAUUAUCGUCAUCGUCAUCAAUAAUGUCGUUGUCAUCAGAGUCGUUGGAGUUGUCAUUUUUAUUACCGCCGCCGAAUGCAGUGUCGAUGUGGUGGUUAACAACGACAACCGCAAUAACUCCAAAAGCAACAACAGCAAAAAUACUACAUAAAUCUCAAAAGAAAACAUUUAAUAAGCAUAAAUUUAAAAGAAUACUACAAUUUACUAUUAUCAAUGAUAUGAAUAUGAAUAUGAUAAGCAAUUAUUAUGAUAGUAAUGCUAUGACAUUCAAUGUGAGCAACAACAUCAACAACAAAACAAACAUCAACACAAAGCACACCAUUGAACACCCAUUUAUGUAUGACUACAUCAAUUAUUAUAGACAUGCUUCAUGCUACAAUUCCUACAACAAUAACAAUACCAAGAGCAUAAAUAUAAACAACAAACCCAUUCCCCGCGUCUCUUAUAGUAGCGGAAUUUCAACAACAACAGCAAAAAUCAACGCAUCAAAAGUGAUGAAAUCGGCCUUCCCGCAGACAUCGGUUGGCUCUGGCAUAAUUGAGAAGGCAUCACUCCCUAUGCAAGUAACCAAGAACAAAAUAAAAGACACUGAUAACAUAAAAACCCCACAACUUGCAACGACAACUCCUUCCCGUGCUUAUUCUUCCGCACAGUUCAUAGCCAUACGCGAAGCAGCUCAUUUAGCAAUCAAUACCAAACUAAUUAUGUUAUUAUUUUCAAUUGUAUACUAUAUUUAUAACUUUCUUAAUCUAUACCGUCAUCGCAAAUCGUUUCGCAGGAAAUCUAUUUAUAGCGCUUUGUUAAAAACAAACCCAAUGUCAACAACUAUCCCAUACAAUAUCGACAUUAACGCACCUAGCAAGUGGUCAUACAUUUCAUAAUUAGAAUUUCCAACCAAUAAGUUUCAUAGAUGAUGCGCGCUCAUCACGAUUUAUGCAGCAAACAAUGUCGGCUUAUCCCUUAUCGUAUUCCCUCAUUAUAUUAGUAAUCAUAAGUGUACAUUUGAAUGUAUGCGAAUUCAUACAUUUCCUGUAACAGAUAUAAAUGCAUGCGUUUGUAUUGUAUUGUAACUGUAUUUCAACACCAAACUGUGAGACUCAAUCGAAUUGAAUUCAUUUUGUUAUUAAUUCAUAUAAUUAUUAUUAA